Aspergillus costaricaensis CBS 115574 is the source of this 917-nucleotide messenger RNA. RefSeq lists its product as uncharacterized. Bases 114 to 917 code for a protein of 267 amino acids. The record is from RefSeq and is a predicted model, not a curated record. Lineage: Eukaryota; Fungi; Ascomycota; Eurotiomycetes; Eurotiales; Aspergillaceae. The transcript is spliced from 2 exons.
GUAAACAGCGUUGCGCACUCUCCUGGCCAAAAUGCCACAAAUUCCUCUUGAACGAACAAAUCAUCCUACAACCCUACGAUAAUACUGCUUCUUAUAAUCUAAUUGCGAAAACAAUGUUCAUCUUCACACUCACACUCACCCUCUUCAUCUCUCUCUCCUCCGCCCGCACAUGCUACCACCCCGACAAGUCUGUCGCCACCAAUAACGUCCCCUGUACGUCCGCUGACACGACCUAUUGCUGCGACUCCGAUGCGAUCUGCAUGUCUAAUGGCUACUGCGUUGGAGUCGGAGCCCAGCCAUAUGUUUUUUUCCGGGGCUCUUGUACAGACGAAAACUGGGGUAGCGGCUGUCCGACACAGUGUGUAAAUAAAAACCCUAGCGGCGGCGCACCCAUCAUCGGAAUCGGCACCGACAGCUCCGGAGAUGCACAAUACUGCUGCGGCUUUCAGGUCAAGAACAACGGGUCUUCGGAGUGCGUGGAUGGCGACACAGCGUUUACGUUGAACAAUGGGGAGAUGAUUCUCGGGCGGGCCGCGCUGGAGAAUGUGACGGAAGUUAGUAACGCCAGUUCCACUUCGACAACCACGGUUUCCACCGAGACCGUGCUAGCGACCUCGGCGACUUGUUCAAGCAGUGAGAAGCACUGUAGCUCAAAUGCGACGGCUGUAGGAGCUGGUGUGGGCGUGCCCCUGGGAGUGUUGGCUAUGUCGGCUGUUGUGUGGGCGCUCUGGGAGAGGAGCAGGAGAAUUACAGCGUCUACGGCUGCUGCUCCUAACGUUCAAGAGGGGUUCUAUAUGGACAAAGGACAUGUGCAAGAAAGCUAUGUUCCACACAGGAUGCAACAGGCGCCGACGGAGUUGGACACGCGGGCCAGAAUAUCGGAGAUGAUGGGCAGUAGCUAUCAACAUGCAUCCUAG